AUGCUAUGCCUAGCUAGCGCAAUAUAUGACGUGACACCCCAAGCGCCUCGAUACUCGCUUCUACCCUUGUCUGAGACUUCCUUCCUCGUGUCAGAAUAUGAGGCGAAAUCAAUCUGGCUCCACAGCUUUCAAUCCAUCUCCGUUCGUCAGGAAUACCCUGUUAUUGAACAGCCGCUCGCUCAUCGCCCUCUCCGCCUCUCAACCCUCCUUGCCCGUUUGCUUUACGAAGGACCGCAAAUCUACCCAGAUGAAGAGCCCAGCGUUAGCCCCACUCUGGUAUGUUAUGCCUUUACUCGAAGGAAGCUCCUUGGUCAGCCAAUUGCGUUUGGCGAGCCGCUUCUGCGGUUCAGCGAAGAAGCUAGUUAG
Baudoinia panamericana UAMH 10762 is the source of this 366-nucleotide messenger RNA. RefSeq lists its product as uncharacterized. Bases 1 to 366 code for a protein of 121 amino acids. NCBI's taxonomy places the organism in Eukaryota, Fungi, Ascomycota, Dothideomycetes, Mycosphaerellales, Teratosphaeriaceae. The transcript has a single exon. The record is from RefSeq and is a predicted model, not a curated record.